Daktulosphaira vitifoliae (grape phylloxera) is the source of this 1678-nucleotide messenger RNA. Its product is annotated as eukaryotic translation initiation factor 4E-like. NCBI's taxonomy places the organism in Eukaryota, Metazoa, Arthropoda, Insecta, Hemiptera, Phylloxeridae. Gene Ontology annotation, cellular component: eukaryotic translation initiation factor 4F complex. Gene Ontology annotation, molecular function: RNA 7-methylguanosine cap binding; translation initiation factor activity. The record is from RefSeq and is a predicted model, not a curated record. The coding region runs from base 1042 to 1647 and encodes 201 amino acids. The transcript is spliced from 4 exons. Gene Ontology annotation, biological process: translational initiation.
CAUAGUAAAAUUUUAUUUUUUUUUUUUUAGUAAAAUUUUACUAUAAUAAACAAGUUUAUUAUUAUGGCAUUUACCUACUAUUAUGUCAAUCUUUUAAUUAAUUCAAUACAGUGUUGGUAACUCAAAGAAAAAUUAAUACUUAUGAUAAAAUUAAUACUUUCUCAGCUUCGCAUCGAAGAUAAAAGUACACGCAAAAGUUUGGAUAAUUAUUUUAUGCUCAAGUUCAGUUGUAAUUACACAUAAUUUCAUGAAGAAAUUUCACUUAGAAAUAUUAAAGUGUUAAUUUUAAUUAUCUUUACGGAGUUAAAAUAAUACGAGUUUAGAGCGUUAAAGUGAUAAGUGGCUUUCUUGUUAAGAGACUAUUGGUUACAGUUAAACUAGAAUUCGAAUUUUGAAUUCUAAAUCCAUAAGAAUUAAAUUCAAAAGACUUGAAAUUUUUACUGUAACAUUGUAUAUUUCUUGGUUGAUAAGUGUCAAUGUUCAACAUAAUGUAUUCAAUUUAACAGUCUGGUAUAGUAAAUGUAAAUUAAAAAAGACUCAACCCAACUUUCAUUAUCUCACAUAAUUAUUUCUAGUCAAAACUUCUGCAAUAUUUUUUUGUGAUUAAUAAUACCCCCUCAAAAUUAUUUCCUGGUUGUACCUCUGUAUCAAUUUUUAGUGAAAUCUCUACCCACACUACAAAUCUGCGUACACUACUCCUUAUUACAUUUUAGUAUGAAGGUCUAUAGUUUUUUACUAAAAUAUAAAAUUAACAAUAAAAUUUAAAAUUAUCUGACAAAUACUUUCUUAAGAACUAGAAUUUGAUUUAUAUUUUAAUGCACUAGCAUACUCUAAUUUGUUAGCCAAAUAAUGAUUUUAAUUCACAAUUGUUAAGGCAACAAUAUUUAUUUAUUUAUUUAAACAAUUUUCAACAGUCAAUUAGCUACAAAAAUAAUUUGAAUAAAAAUUUUAAAGAUUAAUACUACACUUGAGUAAUGAGUAUUAAUAAAAAUAACAAUUAAAGGCGAUCCAUGAAUAUUUUGAAUAAGGAAAAAAGGUAACAUGCAGAUAACAACUACAACUGAUAUUGCCACAGAAAAAUCAAUAAAACCUGUUGAAGUUAGUCGUAUUGUUUUAUAUCCAGAAAUUUCAAUUACAUAUCCAAUUAGGCCUUGGACAUUUUGGUACAAAAAAGCAACUGUAUUAAAUCCACAACUACCAUGGGAAGAAAACCUUAUCAAGAUUGACACCGUUCGCGAUGUUAAUUAUUUAUGGAAAUUAUUGAAUCAUAUCAUUCAACCAUCAAUUAACCAUUUAAAUACAAGUUUAUUUGUUUUUGAUGAAAAAAGUUUACCUGUAUGGGAACAUGAGACGAAUAGUGGCGCUGGACGAUGGAUUAUAAUAUUAAAACCAAACCGUUGUUUAACUAAGACAUGGAAUAAUUUGGUUUUGAGUGUUAUUGGUGAUAGGUUCUCAGAAGUUUCCAGUGAUAUAAACGGAAUAUCCGUACAUGUAAAAUCCACGAGUUCUAAAAUAACACUAUGGACAACCAAAAUAACAUUAGAAAAUUAUAAAAACAUUCUCAUGAUUGGUUUAAUUGCUCAAAAGGUUAUAGGACAUCAAAUAAGACGAAUACAUUACUUUACUCAUAACAGAUUACUUAAAUAAAGAAAACAUGUUUUUGAAUGCUCAAUUAAUU